Scleropages formosus (Asian bonytongue) is the source of this 3846-nucleotide messenger RNA. Its product is annotated as RNA binding protein fox-1 homolog 2-like. Gene Ontology annotation, biological process: nervous system development; regulation of alternative mRNA splicing, via spliceosome. Gene Ontology annotation, cellular component: nucleus; cytoplasm. Gene Ontology annotation, molecular function: mRNA binding. The transcript has 13 exons. The record is from RefSeq and is a predicted model, not a curated record. NCBI's taxonomy places the organism in Eukaryota, Metazoa, Chordata, Actinopteri, Osteoglossiformes, Osteoglossidae. Bases 1638 to 2978 code for a protein of 446 amino acids.
AUCCAAUUGGACGGUGUAAAAUGUACUCAAUCGACACACCUCUUCACUGUGGGUUGCGUCCCCAUCCUCCUCUGCUGGGACUAAUAAUCGCCUAUCUAUCUGUGCUGUGAGCGUAAUAUUAAGUGUUUUAUUAUGGGGGGUGUAAAUAUGGAAUGGGAGAAGGAUCCAGGUUCAAAUGUGCGUGUGUCCAAAGACUCGGAGCGUGGAAAAAGGAAGGGGGCGCACAAUUCCCAACAAAACAUCUGUGAUGCAUUUUUAACAAGACGGAAAACGCAACUCGGAGAGAUCCGUCCGUUAAGGACGUCCCACGUCGAAGUGAUAAAUACUUUAUCAUUGUAUCAAACAGGGUUUACAUGUUCCGGUGUUGAGCUGCGUGGAAUUAAAGAGAAAAUUCUGCCCGUGUGUUGAGGAGGAGGAGGAGGAGGGGGAGGAGGAGGAGGGGAAACAGGACGGAGGAGCGGACAACCAAGUGGGAAAAGAAGGAGGGGAUUGAGACACGACGGAGAGGAAAUCGAGUUCCUCGGCAGCCAGAGCAAAAGGAACGGCUGGGAAGGAAAGAAAGAAGGGCAGAAAAAAAAAAAAAACAAAACAGAAAAGGACGGAAGGAAGGGAGGAAGGAAGGAAGGAAGGAAGGAAGAAGAGGGUGAAUAAAAACCGAAUGGUUGUGGAAGAGCUGCGAGAGCUUUCCCAUCGAGAGAAGAAAGGAAUAAGACCGAGACAACAAGGAUUUUUAGAGGACGGCAACAAGAAGAAGAACAAAAAACAGCACUGAUCACAUCGAGUUAGCGGGCUGUGUCACUGAGGGGACCGGACCCGAGGCAGGAAUCGUGUUAUCCGAGGUAGCGGUGCGGAUUUGUCUUGUGUUUUUGGAACAUCGGUCCAGUUCCGUGGUUCCUGAACAUCGUAUUAGGGGGGCUGUCCGUCGUUCGGGUCUUUAUUCGUUUUGAGCGGCUAUGUUUUCUUCUUGUCCUGAUUUAGGAAAAUAAUCUCAUUCUAUAAAAUCAGAUUUAAUCACGGAGAGAAAAAAAUGCUGUCGCCAAUGAUGUAAAUGAUACAUUUUUGGGGUCUGUUCGUUUUCAGGCACAAAUGAUUUUAUUGUAGCUAUUUUUUUUAAAAAAAAAAAAAAAAAAAAAAAAAGCUACAUGGGCAUCAGUCUGUGCGAUCGAUGCAUUUUCAAUGCGUCCGUUUCAUCGAGCGCUUGUGUUAAUUGCCAGAAGGCCCUGUGUAGCUAAUUAAAAAUAACAGGCCUAAGAUCAAAUUGCAGUGCGGGUUACACUGGCCGCUCAGCAGUAUUAUUGCGCGUAAUUCUUUUCUGUAGGUAUUUCGGGGUUGCUGCAGAACACAUGACUGUUUAUUUCUCCCUCUCUCACACACAUACACACACAUACACACAUACACACUACAGAUCAAUACAUCGCACAUCACAUCGGAGCCUCUCGCUUGUUUGUUGUCGUCCUUAAGGCACCGCAGCGCGGGCUUCAUGUUGUCGAGCAGAAACCACAAUUCAUUGUGAGCGCGUGAGAAGGAGGCUUUUUUUUUCGGGAGUCGACGGCAUUUCCCCGUUCAUUAAAGAACAGGGAAUUUCUUCGCCGAGGGGAGGGCAGACCGUGUGCGUAUAAGGAGGACGGUGUCGUUCAAUGUUAAUGUCGACCGACGUCGCCUCGAUCAUGUUGCCCGUGUCCCGGGGAAUGAUGGACCGGGACAGGGACAUGGACGGUGCCGGCGGCGCGCACGCGAACCCGGCCGGCGGCGGUUCGGCCGCAGUUCGGGGCAUGAAAAGAGGAGACCCGGAGCCCGACGGACAGGCGGCCGCCACGUCCCUCAGCGAGCUGGCCGGAGCCGAGUGCAAGAGACCGCGGAUGGAGGGCGCCGGGGGCGACAUGGUGGUACAGAACAAUGACCCCUUGGCCCCCGGUUUCCAUGGAUACCCCAAUCACAGCCAGGGUUCACAAGAGUCUACGGGGGGUCAGGAAGGACUGCUGCCCACUCCCUUCUCUGCCUUCCCACCGCCACCCCCUCCUCAAAAUGGGUUGGGCACGGAGUUUGGAGGCAGCUUGUUUGGGGCAGGAGGACAGGGUCCCUCAGAGACUGGGACAAACAGCUCCACUUCUGCCUCUAACAAUCUGAACACUCCAGCAGAUGGUGCCACUCUGGUGGAAGGAGUGGGUCAAUGUGGGGGCACUGGAGGUGGGGUAGGAGGGGGUGACCCGUCUGAGGCCAAAGGCACCCCAAAAAGACUUCAUGUCUCAAAUAUCCCAUUCCGCUUCAGGGACCCUGACCUCAGACAGAUGUUUGGGCAAUUUGGCAAAAUUCUCGAUGUUGAGAUCAUUUUUAAUGAGAGGGGAUCAAAGGGUUUUGGCUUUGUGACCUUCGAGUCCAGUGCUGACGCAGAAAAGGCCAGGGAGAAGCUCCAUGGCACUCUGGUGGAAGGGCGCAAAAUUGAGGUGAACAAUGCUACAGCAAGGGUGAUGACCAACAAGAAGAUGGUCAGCCCAUACCCCAAUGGAGAAGCCCUCGGCACUCUGCCGUACGCAGGGUGGAAGCUCAGUCCAAUGGUAGGGGCUGUUUAUGGACCAGAGAUCUACGCUGUUCCUGGUUUCCCCUACCCUACGGCAGCAGCGGCAGCCUCUACUGCAGCAGUGUUUCGGGGGGCCCACCUACGAGGGCGGGGCCGCCCUGUCUAUAGUGCUGUCCGGGCUGCUGUGCCCCAGCCUGCUAUUCCCACCUAUCCUGGAAUAGUGUUUCAGGACUCUGUCAUUAGUACCAGAUUGCCUCAGGGAGGCUAUGCCGCCUAUCGCUACGCACAGCCAGCUGCUGUAACCGGGGCAACUGCUGCUGCUGCCUACAGUGACAGCUACGGGCGUGUGUACACUACAGACCCUUACCACGCAUUGGCACCAGCUGCUGCUGCUGCCUACGGAGUGGGAGCCAUGGCUAGUUUGUACCGGGGUGGAUACAGCCGAUUCGCUCCUUACUAAAUGACUACUUGCUUCCAUAAAUAUCCCAAAAUUCCUUCAACCCUGUUUUCAUACUCUACAUUUUGGAAAGAGUGACUUGUUCCUUGGACAAAAACUUGUUUAGCAAAGUAUCUGCCAUUACUCAGCUAACACCCUGUAAAAGCAGCAAAUGCGAAGACGCCUCUGGAUUAGACAUAAACACGACAGUAAUUACAUAGUGAAGUACAUUCAUCGCUGGAAGACAGAACAAAUGCUUGGCAAGGACCAAGGACCAAAAGUUGAGGGGUUGUUAGAUGUGAAGCAUUAAGAUUAGAAAUCUCAAAAAGUGCCCAGAUACCUAGUUUUUACCCAAAUCUAGCUGGCUGAAAAAGAUAAAUGUGAUCUCCGAUUGCUUUCAUUACAAGAGAACAUACUGCUUUGAGCCCAAACAUAAACCAUUGUGUGACUGAAUACACUACUUGAACAAUGGACUGCACAAGGACAGUGAGGGAUCCAUAAUGACAAAGAGGUCCAUACCCAGAAGAGCAACAAAACAUCUGCAAAUUACCUUGACACUGCAACUAUGGCAAGACAGACGCAAAUGGAUGUCAGCUUGGAAAAUGUCAAAACAAGUUGAUGAGGAUUGAGUGACAGAAAGAGUGCACCCAACAAAUCAGCACCAACUGUACCCUGCUGAAGCAACACAGAUGUUUUUUCAGAUAAUCCGUUAGACAAGUUACUCAUGCUAAGUACACAGAGAUGAGGAAUAUCCAAUUUCCUCACUGUUUCAGUACCAGACUGACAAUUUGGAGAAAAUGUAUAUUUAAAAGUGAUAAAACAAGUUGACAUUUCUGUAUUACCUCAUUUUUUUUUCUCUGGAAAAUGUCACUUUAGAAAGUCCUACAUAGUA